AAAGUGGAAUUCGGCAUGAACUACGCGUGGGCAGACGACGAGGCGACGGCCGACCUCGUGCGCGACCUCGCGUCGCUAGAGACGCCGACGCCCGAGACGCGCCUCUUGCUCAAGCCUCUCUUCCGCUGGGCCAAGCGCGAGCCGGAGAAGGCGUACGCAUACGUGCUCUGGCUGCUGCAGCUGCAUGCAGCUGGCGACGGCGACAUCCCGGCGCAGCCGACCAUCCAAGCCAACUACGCCAUCAACACGCUCAUCACUGCGAGCCAGCGCUGCGGCAAGGCCAUGGAGGCCCAGCGCGCGUUCGAUCUCCUCGCCCUCCACGGCUUUACGCCCGACGUCUUUGCAUACACGGCGCUCAUCGACGUGCUUGGCCGCGGCCAGCAAGCCGACGUGGGCCUCGCCAUGUACAAGCAGAUGCUCGCGACCGACGUGCAGCCCAACAUUGUGACGUUUACUACCAUCAUCCGCGUGCUCGCCAUGAGCGAUACCGUCGACGUGACGUACGUGCUGAAGGUCCUCGAGCACGCCCGACUGCUCGACAAGACGUGCGAUCCGUCGCUGUACACGGAGGCCCUCGAGACGUGUGCGAAGCGCAAGGCCCUCGAUGUGAUCACUGGUGUCUUGCAGCAGCGGCGUCUCGACUAUGGCCUCGAACUCCUCGGCGACAAGAGCAUUUCAGCCAUUGGCCGCGUGGUGCGCGAUCCAUCGAGCAUGCCGACUGUCGACGCCUGGGUCCUUGACGGUCUUUUGGACGCCGCGGACAAGGCACGUCUGUUCUCUACCUCGACGUCGUCGUCGUCAGUGACGGACGACAAGUACCAAGGCUGCUUGGGCUACGAGACUCCGGCGUCCGUGCGGCAGUCGGUCAUUCUGCACGACAUCGAUCGUCUCAUCGAGCGAGUCGUCAAGGGCGUGCUUCCCACCAAGAUGGAUUUCGAGACGCUCAUCCAUCAGUGCCGGAAGCGCAAGUGGCGCGACCAAGUCCAUGUCGUUUUUAACGCCAUGACCACCCUUGCACAUGACGGCUGGACCUUCCCAAACGACGACGCGGGUCGAGGUCCGAUUGGGCCACAGCCGACGGUGACGCCGGGCCCGUCGACGUACUUGGCGAUGAUCGACGCCUACAUUUGCUGCCACGCGAUCGACGAUGCGUGGCGAGCGUUUGCCACCAUGGACGACAACCACGUGCCGCGGACGCAGACCAUCGUCCGCAAGUACAUUCGGGGCUGCUACCUCCUCAUGCGCGACCUGAGCGCGGCGCCGUCGCCUACCACUUGGCACGUCCCGCACGUCGUCGACCUCGCACUACGGGAUGCGAUUUCGAUUUCGCCCAAGAUGGCCACGUACAUCUUGCGCCUCUACGGCCUCCACGAGCGCCUCGGUCUGGACAUGAUAACGACGCUCGUCGGCGUGGGUCAUGACCGCGGGUCGCUGCUCGACGAGCUCGUGCAAGCCUGCGUGUACGCUGGCAACGUCGACGGCGCCUUGGCGGUGCACGCGCAUCUUCCCAAAAAUGGCACCACGGCCACGGUCGAGCGCGCGCUGCUACUGACGUGCGUCCACGGACACAAUCUCGAGGCUGCCCUCGACCGGCUGCGAACGCUGCAGGCCCACACGCACCUUUUGCCCGUGCCCGUGUACGCCUCGAUUGUACGCGAAUUGUACACGAAAUACACGGCCAAGACGGGCGAGAUGGACGCCGCCGGGCGCGCCAAGUGCCUCAAAGUGCUGUUUGAGAAACGCGCGCUGUUUGAGGCCACGGCCGAUCAUGCGACCGCGUUGCGGACCACGGCGCCGGUCGACACGACGUCCUGCGGCGCGCUGUGGUGCGCGUCCAUCGAGGCGCUCUCGUGCGCCCCGAUCCUCUUUGCGCAGCACUUGACCGAGCGACUCACGUCGGUGCGGGACAAGGCAGCGAAGGAGCAGGCCCAAGACGACAUUUGCGCGGCGAUCCACGCGACCGAGGACCCGUACCUCUUUCUUCUCCAAGCGCUGCUGGCGUUUCCGUCCAUCGACAUUGGUUUUCGCAUCCAGGCCAAGUUUGCCAAGCUCUUGCUCGCCAUGGUGCCGGGGACGCAUGGCCCCCACCACGUGGCGUACUGCUUGCGCGAGCUCGACGCGAUGCCAAUGCACUUGGUCGCGGAAUUGGACCGCGUGUUUCACCUCUGUACGGCCGACGCCGCCCGGCUCGUCGACUACUGCCGCUGCGCGACCUUGCAAGACAAUGCGGAGAAGACGAUCAAUUUUCUGCUCGCGCACGAUGCCUUCUUUACGCCCGAGUACGCGACGGUGCUUGCGACGCACUUCGCCGACCUCUUUGCCAACGGCAACAGCGUCGGCGUCAAGUACAUUCGCGCGACUACCAAGCACCCUUUGGUUGCGACGAUGGCGCCCACGGCCUUUCUCACUGGCCUCGAAGCGCGGCUGCUCGACGACGACGAGUACCCGAGCUUGAAGGUCGCCGACGUCCAAGUCCUUGCGAUCGAGUUUCAGCUCCAAGAGGCCUUUCCCGCACUCAUGCAGCUCGAAGCCACGUACACGCGCAAGCCGACGGUGCUUGUGGAUCCCAAUCGGGUCUACUGGUCGCUGCCUGAGACGGCUAUGACGCUCGUCGUCGACUCGGUCGAUGCCGUGGCCUUGGCGUCGUCUGUGCUCGGCCAGAGCCGCCUGGUUGGCAUUGACGUCGAGUGGCGCCCAGACGUGCACGCAAAAAUGAAGUCCAAGUGCGCAGUGGUCCAGCUCGCGUGUGCGACCCACGUCUUCGUCCUUGACGUGCUCAAUGCGUGGUCCGACGAGAUGCACGAUCUCUUUGAUAUGGUCGUCCACAACGCGCGUAUAUGGAAGCUCGGCUUUGGCUUGCACCAAGACGUGGCGCGACUGCAGUGGUCCUUCCCGGACGCCACGUGCUUUGAGUACGGCGAGUGGGAAAGCGUCUUGGACCUGCAGAGCUACUACUGCAAGCUCACGAAGCGCAACCAAGUCGGUUUGAGCCGGUGCGUCGAAGAAACACUGCAGUUCCCGCUCAAUAAGAGCCAGCAGACGAGCGACUGGGAGGCCCGGCCGCUGUCGCCCGACCAGAUUGCAUAUGCGGCCAAUGACGCCUACUGCCUUCUGGAGCUCGUCCGCGCCCUCCGUCCGCCCAUGAUUGCCGCCGAGUGCCUUUAGAAGACGCCAGAAAUCGAAAGCCAAGAAAGGCGUCAAUGAAAUGCAG
This is a messenger RNA of Saprolegnia parasitica CBS 223.65, 3211 nucleotides long. RefSeq lists its product as hypothetical. Gene Ontology annotation, molecular function: 3'-5' exonuclease activity; nucleic acid binding; protein binding. The record is from RefSeq and is a predicted model, not a curated record. NCBI's taxonomy places the organism in Eukaryota, Oomycota, Saprolegniomycetes, Saprolegniales, Saprolegniaceae. Gene Ontology annotation, biological process: nucleobase-containing compound metabolic process. The coding region runs from base 16 to 3165 and encodes 1049 amino acids. The transcript has 6 exons.